AUGAACCAAUCUCCAUUCGUUUCUUUGAACGCCUCGGGAGGAGCUCUGCUGUUGAACCUCUCACACGUGGCGUUGGAGCACCGACAGCUCCUGCAGCUGUCCAGGAGGGACGAGGACGAGGCCUAUUUUGUGGACUACAUCCCCCCAGCUAGAGACGCCAUAACUCUGCCGCGCAAUGUAGUCUACGUCCUAAUUGGGGUGGUGUUGGUUGUAGUGGCCACUUACGCCAUAGUGGGACACCUGAUCAAAGAUCUGAUGCAUGACCUGGCAGACUGGAUGUUUGGGCCCAAACCGGUGGAGGAUGAUUCAGAGGAAGGCAUGGCGGAGGUAAAAGAAGAGCCGCGCCUGAGUGUUGCCAGUAAACUAAUGGAGAGAGACGUGCUGAGGAUGGAGAUGGAGAAGGACGGGCUUCUGCCUGGUUUCCACCUGGGAGAAGGAGACCACCGCCGCCCAUCCACCCCUCAUUUGCUGAGGAGCUCCAUCCCUUCAUCAUACCUUGGAGAAAAACAGAUAUCUACUCAUAGCGUGACCUUCGCCUGCCCCCUGACCCCUUAUGUCACUUCCCUCUGAGUUUUUCCACAAAUUAAAGUCACAUCUCAUAUGUCAGUGCGGUGAUCAGUGUUGUGACUUUGUUGUAGUGAUGCUAAAGUAUUUCAUUUAAUUAUUAAAAGUUAAUGUGAACACAGUCCAAAUUGUCAUUCAUUUAAUUAUAUUGCAUUAUGUCGCCGUUCAACGUCCAAUUUGUCAGGCAUCAAGGGUAUCUUAUUUUGAAAUAUAUAGAAAUGAGAACGUCAAUGCUUCCGUCACAUGUCAAGAAUUUAUUGU
This is a messenger RNA of Pleuronectes platessa (European plaice), 825 nucleotides long. Its product is annotated as small integral membrane protein 44. Bases 1 to 570 code for a protein of 189 amino acids. The record is from RefSeq and is a predicted model, not a curated record. Lineage: Eukaryota; Metazoa; Chordata; Actinopteri; Pleuronectiformes; Pleuronectidae. The transcript has 2 exons.